AUGGCCGCCGAUGACUUGAUUUGUAUGGUGUCUUUAGGCGAGAAGGCCAUAUUUAUGAAGCUCUGCUCGACAACACGGUUUUAUGAACUGAAAUUUGAUGUGGCUGAAAGAAUGAAAGUACCUGAAGAAGCUUUAUCCUUGGUAUAUAAAUCCGAGAGGCACCCCAACUUGACUUUUUCGGUUGACAACGAAGAUGACUUGAAGUGCAUGUUGGAGUACAAUCGAAAUGUCGGUUGUACAGAGAUUCACAUGCUCGCUGUUGUUAAUAGUGCUGUUAAUAAAGAGUGUUCCAGUUCUGAAAUAAACCAGAAAGUUAUUGGUGGAAUCAGUGAUGCCUCUUUGAAUGAAGAAUAUUGUCAUCCCCCUUCUGGCGGAAAUGCUUCCAAUUCAGAGAGAAUCCCAAAUGAUUGCCCGUCUGGUGAGAUUGUAAUGAGAGCUGAUGAUAUUAUCAGUAAAACUUACAGCAUUCCAGACUGUUGGCACACAACAUUAACUAAAAAGGGCCAACAAUUUAAAACUGUUAAUGAUUUAAGACUAGCGUUGCAAUACUAUUCCAUGGCGAAAAAGUUUGACUACGACUUUGUAAAGAAUGAACCUAAACGUAUCCGAGUUAUUUGUCGAUAUAAGGAGACGUAUGGAUGCCCUUGGAUGCUGUUUGUAUCCCCUAUAAAAAAUAAAAAAAGAAUUGAAAUCAAAAGGUUUGUGAAUGAACAUAGUUACGGACAACAUACUAACUUGUCAGGGCAAUCACGGGCAUCUCGUAGAUUCGUAGCAGAACAAUUGCGACCUGUCUUAAAGGUUCGACCUGAAAUCCGCCCAAAGGAUGUGCAAAAGGAGUUCCUCACUCGAUAUGGAUUGAGACUUGAAUACAGUAAGAUAUGGUGGGGCAAAGAAAGAGCGCAGGAGGCUAUGUACGGUGAUAGUUAUGAGUCUUACGAUCAAUUAAGAUGCUCUUACAUGUUAAUAUACAUUACCCUUAUGUUCCAAUGUAUUACAUUUACGUGUAAUGUGGUCACACUGUUGUACACGUAUGAGAAAAAGGUGAAGGAAACAAAUCCAGGAAGCUACAUUUGCAUUGACCAGAAUGAAGGAAGGUUCAAAAGACUGUUUAUAUGUUAUGCUGCUUGCAUCGUUGGUUUCUUAAAUGGGUGUAGACCUCUAUUAUUUUUGGAUGGGACCUUCUUGAAAGAUAGAUACAAAGGCCUGCUCCUGAGCGCUGUAGCAUAUGAUGGAGACCAAGGGAUAUUUCCACUUGCGUAUUGCAUAUGUGAUCAGGAAAACGUUGAUAAUUGGAGAUGGUUCCUGCAAGGCUUGUGGUCUAUACUGUACGAAAGGCCAGACCCAUAUAAUCCUCCCCAUCAACUGGUUAUUAUUUCUGAUGCCGACAAGGGAAUCCAAGAAGCGAACGACUACAUGAAGGAUAUAUAUGAGAUGUCUCCAGCUGCAUAUGAGAUUGUAAUUAACUACUCGCCAGAGCAUUGGGCGAAUGCCUUCUUCCCUGGCAUUAGAUAUGGUCAUGUAACCUCUAACGUUGCAGAAUCCUUUAACAGCUGGAUACGUGAAGCUCGAAUGCUGCGUAUCCUGCAAAUGGUGGAGCAUAUCCGCAAGCAAAUUAUGACUCGCAUGAACAACAGACGCAUAAUGGCUGAAAAGUGGACAAGCUAUCUUUGUCCUAAAGCUGAGCAGAUUGUUGGAGAACAUAUGGAAAGAGGAUCUACGUUAGAGAUUAAGCAAUCUAGAGAUGAUAUAUUCGAAGUGCAAUCACAGAGAACCACUCACGUUGACUUGGGGAAGAGGACAUGCACUUGCCGUGCUUGGGACUUAACUCGUAUUCCUUGUGUGUAUGCUUGUGCAGUCAUCAUUUAUAUGAAAAGAGAGGUAUAUCAGUAUUAUGACUGGUUCAUGUCCGUAGAGGCGUUUAAGAAGAGCUACGAUGAAAUAUUAUAUCCCAUACCAGAUUAUGAGAUGCGUAGUGUGCCCAAGGAUGAAAUCCAGAUUUUGCCACCAAUUACCAUGAAGUGGAGGGGAAGAAAUAGAACAAGACGCAUAAACAACAUAACCAUUAUGAAACGUCCUGUCAAAUGUGGUCGAUGCAAGAGGGAAGGGCACAACCGAGCAACUUGUAACGAGCCCAUCCAUGAUUAG
This is a messenger RNA of Asparagus officinalis (garden asparagus), 2145 nucleotides long. RefSeq lists its product as uncharacterized. The record is from RefSeq and is a predicted model, not a curated record. Gene Ontology annotation, molecular function: zinc ion binding. NCBI's taxonomy places the organism in Eukaryota, Viridiplantae, Streptophyta, Magnoliopsida, Asparagales, Asparagaceae. The transcript is spliced from 5 exons. Bases 1 to 2145 code for a protein of 714 amino acids.